UUUUGGUUCAUACCGACACCUAAAUCUUAUUGCUUUUAGGGUAAUAACCUUUUUGAAAAUAUUAAAUUCAAAACUUUAACAGAGCAUAUUCAUUACUUGCAAAAAGCUAGUCAUCAUUCAUAAUUUCAAUGGAAAAACCCUAAUUCAAGAUUUGGAAUCUUUGUUACAUCAGCAAGCCAUAACCAGAUGUGAGAGAGGCAGGCAGGCAGGCCAUUUGACCGCUUUCCCCAUCCUUUCCCGCGUUCCAUUAAUGCCCCCAACACUCGCCACAAACUUUUCUUCACCGCCGCAACAAAACCCUCCUUUCUUCCAAAUGCAUAUUCUCACACUUUUCCCCUUCAAUUUUAUUGAUCUAAAGACCCUCUGUAAAAGUAAAACCCCAUAUGAUUUACCUUCUACUUCGUUAUUCUAUUGUUAGCAUGUUUCAAAGCAAUCCCAGAUGAUGUUUACCCUUUCAAGAUUCAAAUCUCUUGUAUCCUGUUCGGCGUUAAACCUUGAAUUCUCCGUUCAUCAUAUAUAAUGUCAUAUCUACAAGAUUCUGUUUCGUUUGGAGCUCGAAGAUGAACUCCAAUUAUUCAUUGGCACUUACUCUCACAGACAUUCUUUAUGUGGUCAACCCUACACAAGAUGAUUGGUCAAAACGAUUUCAAAUCAUUAAUGAUCUUCGAUCUGUUGUUGAAACUUUGGAAAUUCUUAGAGGUGCUACAGUGGAGCCUUUUGGUUCUUUUGUGUCUAAUCUUUUCACAAGAUGGGGUGAUUUAGAUGUUUCCAUUGAAUUACCAAAUGGUUCUUACAUUUCUUCUGCUGGAAAAAAGUACAAGCAAACUUUACUAUUGGAUGUGCUAAAAGCCCUUAAAAGAAAAGGUGGAUUUCAUGGGAUAAAAUAUAUAUCACAUGCAAGAGUCCCAAUCUUGAAAUGUGAUAGCAACAAGGACAAUAUCUCUUGUGAUAUUUCCAUCAACAAUUUGUCUGGUCAAAUGAAGUCUAAAAUGUUGUUUUGGAUAAACGAAAUUGAUGGGCGUUUUCGUGAUUUGGUUUUAAUUGUCAAAGAAUGGGCAAAAGCACAUGGUAUUAAUGAUCCUAAAACCGGGACUUUAAAUUCUUAUUCCCUUAGCUUACUCAUCAUAUUUCAUUUUCAGACUUGUGAACCUGCUAUUCUACCUCCUUUAAGUGAAAUUUACCAAGGGAAUAUGGCUGCUGAUCUUUUCGGUGUGAGAGCUGUUGCUGAAAAGAACAUUGAAGAUGCAUGUAGUUUGAGCAUAAACAGGAUUAAAUCAGACAAGUCAAGAAGGGUUAACAGAAGCUCUUUAGCAGAUCUUUUUCUUUCGUUUCUUGAGAAAUUUUGUGACAUUAAUGUGAGGGCAUCAACACAAGGGAUUAGUCCGUAUAAUGGACAAUGGGAAGAUAUUGAUACAAAUAUGAUAUGGCAGCCCAAAACUUAUGCACUAUUUAUUGAGGACCCGUUUGAGCAACCAAUGAAUUGUGCAAGGGCUGUUGGGCACAGAAACUUGAUGAAAAUUGCACAAGUGUUUCAAAGCAGCUAUGAGAAGCUGACUUCUCCUAAUUUGACUCAUCCACUUGCUGUUCUUGUGAGGCCUGAAGUUUUGAGUAUUAUGUCAAGAUCUCAAGUUCCAAGCUUUGUUGGUGGUAUCAAUGGCAUGAAUCUGGGCCCACAGUUUCAGAGAAACCCUGUUGGUAGUAGUAAUGUUAGGGGUGGUGGUGGUGGUGGGGCCCAUUUGCAGUUGCCAUAUAGGAACACCGGUAACAACAACAAUGGUGGUUUGCAGGCACACAGAGGAGGAGGUGUAUAUCCUCGUGGUGCACGUGCACCCGGACAAGGAUUACAGCAACAACCUUUUAUGUAUCAGAACAUGAUGAAUCCCAGACCUUUGAUGGGAAGUCAAAGUCAAAGUCAAAGGAACACGAACCAGAGACCAACAACAGGGCAGUCUUCUUCUCAAAGUCAACAACAAGUUCAUCAGAUAUGGAGGCCAAGAUCAGAGAAAUAGUUGUGUUUUUGGGAAAAGAGAUUUUGAGAUGUUUUGGUUUGGUUUGGUUUGUUUGAGUUGGUGGAUUGAUUUUGAGAUGUUUUGCACAAUUGUAUGAAUUUUGGUCCCGAUGAGAUGAGAGGUCCAACUUUGUCAAUACUUUGAAAGAUUUUUUGAUCUUAUAUGAUGAUUUUGGGACAUUGUUUA
Lactuca sativa (garden lettuce) is the source of this 2195-nucleotide messenger RNA. It is a transcript of the gene HESO1, whose product is annotated as Nucleotidyltransferase family protein. Gene Ontology annotation, molecular function: RNA uridylyltransferase activity. Lineage: Eukaryota; Viridiplantae; Streptophyta; Magnoliopsida; Asterales; Asteraceae. The record is from RefSeq and is a predicted model, not a curated record.